AUGCCAUUUCGGGGGUGGGUGGGAGUUUCCGUGUUUGAGUAACCUCAGCGGGGCUGUCAGUGUGCAGUACCGAACUAGUGUCUGAGUGAGAACCGGCGGACGUGGACAUGGACCCCGACACUUUGCUCUACGAUGUCCCCCCGGCUGUGCUCGAGGGCUUCCACAGGAUCAUGGACUGCGGAGGGGACACCCUCGGGUGGCGUGGACUGGCUGUCCGAAUCCUCCCCAGCUACUUAGAACUUCGCAUGUUGGAGCGCUUGGAGGCGGCGGGCCGGAGUCCCAGCAGGGAGCUGCUGUGGUCCUGGGCCCAGCAGAACAAAAGGGUACGGGACCUGCAGAAGGUGCUACAGGACAUGGGCCACCUCAGGGCCCUGCAGCUCUUCCAGGGUCCAGCUCAAGUGUGGUCCGCAGCAGAAAACCAGACAGCCGGACUCACUUUGCAAGACGUCAUAGAAGGAACCCGCAAUUUUCAUCCUGAAACCAGAAUUGCAGAAGGCCACUUUGCUAACGUCUAUAGAGCACAGAUAGGAAGUAAUACAUUUGCAGUGAAGCUUUUCAAGCAGAUAAACGGCGUGACCUGGAAGAAGCUGUGGGAUGCCUUCAGAAAAGAAAUGGAGGUUCAUCACAUGUAUCAACAUCCAAACAUAGUGGAGCUGCUGGACUGUUUCUCUGAUGAGGAUCACUACUGUCUGGUCUACCCAUACCUCCCCAACGGAUCACUUUACCACAGGCUGCACCCACAGGAUGGAGAGCCCCCUCUGUUUUGGGAGGAGCGUCUCACUAUCAUCAAGGGAAUCGCAAAGGCUUUGCAUCACCUCCAUAUGGCCAGGCCCUGCCAAGUGAUCUGUGGCAACGUCUCCAGUGAGAACAUACUCUUAGAUGACGCCCUGCAGCCCAAGCUGUCAGACUUCGGGUUGGCCCGUCUACGUCCUUAUUCAGCCAUUCUUCAAUGCACCAUCACCCUCGACACGGGUUCCCACAGCAACCCGGGAUACCUCCCUGAGGAGUACAUCCGGGACGGCAAGCUGACCUUCAGCCUGGACGUUUACAGCUUCGGAAUGGUGAUAAUGGAAACAGUGACAGGACGGAAGGUCAUAGAGGACGCACCCAAUCAAAAACUGCUGAGAGACGUGUUAGUCACAGAGGUGGAGAACAGUGGUGGUGGUGUGGACUCUUGUCUGCGUUUUUUGGACGAGGCGGCCGGUCGCUGGCCGACAGCAAUGGCCAUCAGCCUCCUGGCUCUGGCCUUGGAAUGCACUGCAAGCCGCCCCCGCCUCAGACCAAGCAUGGAGAACGUACUUCUGACACUGAGCCAGCUGCUUCCUCCGCCCAGAUGCCCGCUGGCCGACCAACCCCGCAGCCUGCACGAUGAAGCCACUGUUACUGCCCCACAGAGCCCCUUGUCCUCCAUCCCCGUGGAGCACGACGAGCAGCGCAGCCCCCUUGCCUCUUCAUCACUGACAGGGCCCAGCGAGUACAGCCAGUCAGAGGUGGCCUACCUGAGUGACACUAUGGGGCCCUAUGGGGAGGCCGAACCCGACCUGUACAGCAGCUUGCCCGUGGAGUGCAGCUGCUCGGCCGAGGCGGCUGGCCAGGCCUGCGAGGACUGCAGGGCCAACAGGAUGGCCGCCGACCUCGCAGAGAGUCCUCAGUAUUCCAGCAUGGUGGAAAACAAAGCCAAGAGCAGGCUGAGGGACAAACUGAGUCUGUACAACAAAGGGCUGGUUCAGACAGAGGAACUGUUCUCUGAGGCAGGGCUGCAGUAGAGGGCAGAGUUCCUGUUUCGGUCCGGACAACUUUUCUGUGGACCUAUCUGAGUGUGUGUGUGUUUCUGUCUGUUUGCUACUGUAGCAUCCUCUGUACUGCAGCAGCUCAUACGUGUUGAGAACAUGUUUCUCAGGUGAUCUGAUCAUAAGCGCACAGCUCUGAGUUCAGCAGUUCACACCUGGCAUUAGAGUGGGUCUCCACAUGUGUCUCCUGUGGCUGGACCUCCCCGCUGUAUAUAUAGUUACACACGUUAUUGCCACUACUGUUAUUAGCAUUAUUAUUUUGCCGUUAUUCUAUGAUCUUCAACAGGUUACUACCUCUAUAACUUAUUUUUUAAAUCAAGAGUGGCUCUGUAAAGAUCUCUGUUUGUACCUUUCCGUUAACCGACCCUGAUGCAUUAAACCAAAUCUAUCUGUUUUAUAAA
Messenger RNA from Hippoglossus stenolepis (Pacific halibut), 2191 nucleotides. RefSeq names its product interleukin-1 receptor-associated kinase 3 (gene irak3). NCBI's taxonomy places the organism in Eukaryota, Metazoa, Chordata, Actinopteri, Pleuronectiformes, Pleuronectidae. Gene Ontology annotation, molecular function: ATP binding; protein binding; protein kinase activity. The record is from RefSeq and is a predicted model, not a curated record. The coding region runs from base 108 to 1766 and encodes 552 amino acids. The transcript is spliced from 11 exons. Gene Ontology annotation, biological process: signal transduction; protein phosphorylation.